AUGUGCUGUGAGCAGAGAAAACGAAAGCCAGAAGAUCCCUGCACUGGAAGAAACCAGAAAACAGUUCAUUCCUGUCUGGAGUGUCGGGCCUCCUACGUUGAAGAUCUUCUUAGACCUCACUAUCAGGCUCCUGCCUUUAAGAAGCACAAGUUAGUUGAAACCUGUGCAGAGCUCCAGGAGAAGAUCUGCUCUCAGCAUGACAAACUGAUCGAGAUCUACUGUCGUACUAACGAAAGCUUCAUCUGUUACUCGUGCACGAUGGAGAUGGAUGAACAUCAAGGCUACAAUAUGGUUUCAAAUAACACAGAAAGAACUGAAAAACAGUAUGAGAUAAAGGAGGAGCAGAUAAAAUCCCAGCAGAGGAUCCAGGAGAAGCAGAAGAAAUUGAAGGAGCUGAAACAGACUGUGGACACUAUUAAGUUGCGUUCACAGGCAGCAGUAGAUGAGAGUGAGAGGAUCUUUACUGAGCUGAUCAGCUCCAUGGAGAAAAAGCGCUCGGAGGUGAAGGAACUGAUCAGAGAUCAGGAGAAAGCUGAACUGAGUCAAGCUGAACGACUCCUGAAGCAACUGGAGCAGGAGAUUGCUGAUCUUAAGAGGAGAGUCACUGAGCUGGAGCAGCUUUCACACACACACAUCCACUUCCUCCAGAGUUUCCCGUCUCUCUGUGUUUCUCCUGGAUCUGAGGACUCACCCAGCUUCACUGUCAGUCAACAUCUUUCAUUUAAUGGAGUGAGGAAACCUCUCUCAGAUCUGAAAAAACAAGCCAAGCAAAUCGAUGCAGAAAUUCAGAUGAUUUUACCCUCAGAACUGAAGAGCAGAGAAGAUUUUCUGCAAUAUUUCUGUUAUCUUACUCUGGAUCCCAACACAGCACAUCCUUACCUCAUUCUGUCUGAGGAGAACAGAGCGGUGACAUGCAGUGAGACAGAUCAGCCGUACUCUGAAUAUCCUGAGAGAUUUGACUUCUGGGAGCAGGUGUUGUGUAAGGAGAGUGUGUGUAGACGCCGAUACUGGGAGGUGGAGUGGAGCGGUGAGAGCUGGGUGUACAUAUCAGUCUCAUAUAAAGAGAUUAGCAGGAAAGGGCAGAGUAAUGAAUGUGGGUUUGGACGCAACAGUCAGUCCUGGAGUCUACAGUGUUCUUCUUCCUCUGUCUCUUUCUGGCACAAUGACAUUAAGACAGUGCUCGAAGGUCCAGCAUCCUCCAGAAUAGGAGUGUAUGUGGAUCACAGUGCAGGAACUCUGUCCUUCUACAGCGUCUCUGACACGAUGAGGCUCCUCCACAGAGUCCACACCACAUUCACUCAGCCUCUAUACGCUGGAUUCUAUAUUUGGAGAUACGAUUCGACUGUGAGGUUAUGUGAUCCAAAAUGAAAUGUUUAAAAUGUAAAAGUGUUUAAUAGAAUUAUAACUGAGGUGUCAGAUUUCAUUUCUCCCCGAGUUAGAAUGGCAAUUCUGUGUGCACGAGCUGUAAUGCUAACUAACUAUUAUUUUCUAAUGUAUCUAUUCUAUUCAUGUAUGUAAUGUAAUAAUUCACAGAAACAAUCUCUAAAUGCAGAAUGUUUCUAGAAAGAAAAAAAAAACAACCUAUCAAACAGACUAUUUACCUGCAUGCACUAUUAGCAGAUUUCUUAUACUGAUGUCUCAUACAUUCAGUUUUGGGUUUGGAAAAGACAGUUUCUUCAAAAAUAAUAAAACUUACUCAAACUGC
Messenger RNA from Ictalurus furcatus (blue catfish), 1705 nucleotides. Its product is annotated as tripartite motif-containing protein 16-like. Bases 1 to 1368 code for a protein of 455 amino acids. Gene Ontology annotation, molecular function: zinc ion binding; protein binding. The transcript has 7 exons. Lineage: Eukaryota; Metazoa; Chordata; Actinopteri; Siluriformes; Ictaluridae. The record is from RefSeq and is a predicted model, not a curated record.